CUUCCUAGUCCAAUCGCGUACGCCGUGAUGCUUGUGUCACAACCAAGGAGGUUGGUCACAAUCCCUGAAGGACCCAGGAAAACGAGUCCUUCGCAAAGCAGUGCACUGCGUUGCUUGUCAUUUUUUGCAAUAGAAACCGGCUUUAUUGGAGUUAAAAUAAUGGCAGAUUACAGCUCUGAUUUUGGCUUAUCAUCGGCUGGUGGCUCAGACAAAGCAGAGGCUGCAGAGCUUCAGAGAUUGAUAGCUAUUGAACAACAGAAAGCACAGUUUCAAGCCCAGGUGUCUGCUGGGAUAAGUGCGUGGAUAAACCUAGUUCAAAGUUAGAUUCACACUGAGACGUGCCUUGAGAGCUGCGUGGAACGUUUCAUCGACACUACACUCUCCAUAACGAAUCGAUUCUCUCAAAUGGUUCAGAAGGGUGCACAUUAAAUCAUGCAACAUUGCGCGAACAAAGGACACUGAUAUUUUCUGUUCAUCGUUGAUCAAAGCCGUCUACGACGCUACUACAAUGCCACCUCACCCACCUGUCAAAACAUUUGAGGAGCGAGAGACUGACAGGACGUCAGUCACUUGCAACAUGGAAUUGGGUUCUAUCCCAUGCCGACUCCAAGAGAUGACAGCUGACAAGCAUGAUAUUCUAACAUGUUGCUGUUGACUGCAUCUCCACUGUCUCAACCUCUGCCAUUUUGCAAGUGGGGCUAUUUCAAAGGGAUUCAGUUUUUCUUUGUAGUUCUAUCUGUGGGUGUCUGUGGACCAGUAUCCCAUGGUCUGCGUAGAAUCGGGAAGCUACUUUUACUUCUGAGGUCCCAUGCAAUUGUCAGACUGUCCCUUCACAAUGUUUAUGUAGCCGGCCAGGAAAGGAAGAACUCUUUUACUGGAUGUAAUGUUGCCAAAUAUGUAAUGCCAUAAUUAAAUCUAUUCAGUUUCUCACA
Molecule: messenger RNA, 932 nt
Organism: Engraulis encrasicolus (European anchovy)
Lineage: Eukaryota; Metazoa; Chordata; Actinopteri; Clupeiformes; Engraulidae
Gene: timm8b
Product: translocase of inner mitochondrial membrane 8 homolog B (yeast)
Source: RefSeq, a predicted model, not a curated record